Messenger RNA from Aphanomyces invadans, 333 nucleotides. RefSeq lists its product as hypothetical. The record is from RefSeq and is a predicted model, not a curated record. Gene Ontology annotation, molecular function: nucleic acid binding. The transcript has a single exon. Bases 1 to 333 code for a protein of 110 amino acids. Lineage: Eukaryota; Oomycota; Saprolegniomycetes; Saprolegniales; Verrucalvaceae.
AUGGCGCGGGCCCGCGGCCACGAUGUUGUUUACACUCCACCGCAUCACUCGGAUCUUCAACCUAUUGAAUUAGUUUGGUCAAAGGUGAAGGGUGAUGUGGGUGAACAGUAUACCGUUGACACGUCGUUUGAUGAUGUGCGCACGCGUCUCGCCGACACAUUUGACGCCCUGCCUCAGGCUGUGAUCUGGAACUGCGUUGAACACUGCGACAGCUUGCUACGAGAGAUGUAUCAGUUACUCCUCUCGAAUGAAGAUGACGAUGACCCCCCUGCCGAUGGAUCUUCAUCCGACGAGGCGUCAGAGGGCAGUUGUUCGAGUGAUUCAGAGUCGUGA